AUGACCAACAUACCUACAAAAAGUACCGCCCUCUACGCCAAUAAAGAGGGCAAAGUCGUUAUUCACGACCUUCCUUUCCCAAACCCUCAAAAAGGAGAGAUUCUCAUCAAAGUAUUAUACUCAGGCGUUAAUCUGUCUGAUGUGCGAACCAUCGAAUUCUUUGGCCUUAGAAACUAUGCUCUCGGCGGUGAAUUUUGUGGCGAGGUUCUCGAGUCUUCAAGCCUCACCUCCACGCCCUUCAAAGCUGGCGAUAUCGUAGCUGGUAUAGUGGCUGCAGGCAAGUUUCGGGAUUCCCGCCAUGCUGCGCACCAGGAGUACAUCACAGUCGACCCCGACUGGGUUUUCAAGGUGCCUGAAAACUUGCCCCCUCAAGCUGCUGCUGGUCUUUCCAUUGUUGUGCAGACGGCCAGCAAUGCGCUCUUCAAUCAUCUUCGACUUCCACUUCCGCCAAGUGUUGCAGAAGGUACUAUUGAUAAGGGCGCUUCUUGUCCAGAGGGUACCCUGGUCAUUUGGGGCGGUGCAACGGGCGUUGGCAUGGCUGCCAUUCAGCUUGGACGGGCUAGCCGAGUAUCUUCGAUCGUGGCAAUCGCCUCAGCUAAGCGGCAUGACUUCCUGAAGUCCCUAGGUGCGACUUAUUGCUUCGAUUACCACGACCCAGGCGUUAUCGAAAAGGUUAAACAAGCCCUGCAAGGAACGAAAGGAGUAAUCUGGGGUCUCGAUGCACUUGGAAGUGUUGAGAACCCUGUAUCACAAGAAGUCCUCAAAAGCGCCAUCCCACCUCACGACGAAGUCCGCCUGGCCACAGUACUACUAGCCCCUCACGAGGGGUUUGAAGCUGUCUUGGGUAGUCGACAAUUUCAUGUUGAAUUUAGUCUACCGGAUGGCACCACACUGAGCUUCCCUAAGGACGAGGCCCUUGCCGACAGGCACUGGAGAGGUUUUCGCUGGGUUAUUGACAAUUACGGUGGUGGUUAUAAACCGACACCCGUUAGAGUCUUUGAAGGAUCGGGUAAAGACGCCAUUGGUGAGCUUCAUAAGAUGUGGCAUAUGAGUAAUUUUGGAAAGGUAGUGCUUAAGCACCCCUUGCAUCAAGAAUCAUAG
Molecule: messenger RNA, 1101 nt
Organism: Fusarium odoratissimum NRRL 54006
Lineage: Eukaryota; Fungi; Ascomycota; Sordariomycetes; Hypocreales; Nectriaceae
Exons: 1
Coding region: 1-1101 (366 amino acids)
Molecular function (GO): oxidoreductase activity, acting on NAD(P)H
Source: RefSeq, a predicted model, not a curated record